Molecule: messenger RNA, 2013 nt
Organism: Penicillium cataractarum
Lineage: Eukaryota; Fungi; Ascomycota; Eurotiomycetes; Eurotiales; Aspergillaceae
Exons: 2
Coding region: 1-2013 (670 amino acids)
Biological process (GO): protein polyubiquitination
Molecular function (GO): protein binding
Source: RefSeq, a predicted model, not a curated record
AUGGACAAGUUGCCGGUAGAAAUCCUUACCAAAAUCAUCGACCAUCUCACGCCGCGCGAGAAGGUCAAGCUACAAUUGGUUUGCAAGAAAUUCUUCGAUCUUGCCCGCGACAAUAACCUUUGGAAAUUGCACUGCUAUGAGCAGUCAUGGGCUGCGCUGCAAGCCACCCGUCCGGCUGGCCGGACCUCGGAAAGUUUGUUGUCGAACCCGACUGCGUCGUUGAGUACGUUAGGGCAGAACUCAUUGCGUGAUUUGAUUCAACCUCCGGCUCCGCAGUCGGGGGAAGCCCCGCUGGAUGAAGAACGAAGAUAUUCCCCGAGCGACAUUGCAAGGGCGGCUGCAGAUUGGGACUCUUCGGCGGAGGGAGAACAUGUUGACUGGUAUUCGGAAUACAUUGCUCGUCAUGGACCUAUGUCACUUUCCUGGGUGCAGCAGCCUAUGCGAUCAAAUGGCCCCGGUCGGAGGAAACAACCGUACGAAAUCAAGGGCAUGGGACUGUUGAAAGAUUGGAGCUCUGCGCGGGAGAACAAGAUCGUGGCUCCUCUAGACGACGGCACAGUCUGCAUUUGGGACCUCAAUCACUCCCACCGUUCCGAUUCGCAGUCAACAAAAGGCAAAAUACUUGGGAUGAGUGAGCCAGGUGCUCUCAUGACCAAUAUGUCUAGGCGUAGGGAGGUCUCGCCUUCCAAGUCUGCAUUGGAGUUUAUCAAUCUCGGCGAGGCUGUCUCUGUGGACUCAUUUCGACGGAGAGCAUACCUCGCUGUUGGCAAUGUUUUGAACGAAGUUGAUCUAGAGACACUCAAGAUUAUCUCGCAACAGCGAUACCCUUGGUCGAUCUUUGCACUUUCGCAAGAGACCGAUUACUCAGUGCCAAUAACACUUGCGACCACGCUCAGUUUACAGAUUCAUGAUGCCCGGCUAUCUGCAACAGAAGAGGAAGAAGCCAUCAGCUUACGGUGUGAGAAGAACAUGGCACCCUUGGUGCCUGAGCUGGACAUUUUUGCCCAUCCAGACUCGCCAUUACUGCAAUUGCAACCAAACGGGCAGCCUCCCACUCGCAUCCGCAGCCCUGACCCUACGGCUAGGGAGAACUACGCACCUCUCUUCCAGCCCGGCCCACUCUCCAUUCUACACCCUCCCGCUCCUCAUGUGAACUCUAUCCUUCUCGCGGGCCGAUUCCCUAGCAUUCUCUGCUAUGACCGACGCUUCUUUCCCCGGCUGCAAAGUACCGUACAUUCUGGGGGCCGGCUAUGUGGCCUUGCCUCGGCUCCUGCGCCUCGAUUUCCGGUUUUUUCAGACUCGACUUACCCCCAGUCUCACGCUGUGGUCGCUUGUGGUGAGUAUAACGGUCGUGGCUCGCUAGAAUUGUACAGUCUGAAGUCAUCGUCACAAGAGUUCAACGACAACCCGUCCAAGAUGACGUCGCAAUUAACGCCCGAAUAUAAGAAUCGACAAAGCGCAGCGAGUUCCAAACUGCUCUCGGUCGCAUCACAUGGAAAUCGUCUCGUUUACUCUGACUCCGAGGGGAAUAUCAAAUGGGUCGAACGCAAUGGUCGGUCAGAGGUCCGCCGCUGGAAUAUCAACACCUCGCAACCUCAAAUCCCAUUCUCGCGAUCCAGUCUCACACCAAUACAAUCACCAACACAGCCAGACGACGAGUCUGCCCCCCGCGGCCUAUGGUCGCAGUUAAGUGCGGAAAACAAUAGCAGUGAAGUGGCCCGCAAGAUUCUUCCUACGGGUGGGAACUUGACCGGUGACGAGCUGCUAGUUUGGACUGGCGAGCGCAUUGGCCGUAUCAAGUUCUCCAUACCCGCCGACCUCGAUGGUGUUUUAGAGGAAGAUGGGGAUGAAUGGUUCAUGCAGGCUGAAGUUGAUGAAGAAACUCGCGCUGCGAUGAGACAAAAGCAUCGUGAUGAGUGGGAAAAGGAGCAACGGUAUGAAGAUAUGAUGCGUCGGGCACUUGAGCGGCAGGCCGAUGAAGUCCGAUGGAUGGGGACGGAUAGCAUGAGCUGA